UUGACACGCAAUCAGAAAACGGCGAGCCGAGUUUCAAGAGUUUGGUGUAGAAUAGGAAGGUAGCUCGUGUUCUCUUAUUAGUUUUCUCCUGCCGUUGUUUUACUUUUUUGCCAGAAAAAUAGAUUUUAUGAACGUGAAUUGGGUAGCCGACUAGUAACGUUUUUGCUCUGUUUAUUACUCGAGAUCGAGAAAGUUGACACCUGCUUACCUGAACUCUAUAUUCCCGAAAAUUGAGUCGUUGCAAUGUCCGAAGUGGUAGAAGAACUGGUCCAACAAGUGCAGGAGAAUUUUACUGAAACCGCCAACGCAGCAGCAACUAAUGGCACGGCGAAGAUUCCUUCCACGCCGGAAGGAAUGGCUCUGGCAUACGCAACGCUAGUUGCAAUGGCAAUGCUACCCAUUUUCUUCGGCUCGAUGCGCUCCGUCAAACACCAUAAGGAGCAGACGAGCACCUUCCAAAAAACGGGUGAAAAACCGGACACAAUGACCUCCAAGGAUGCGAUGAUGUUUCCUAUUAUGGCUUCCUGUGCCCUGUUUGGGCUGUAUAUGUUCUUCAAGAUUUUUUCUAAGGACAACAUCAAUUUUCUACUAACUGGCUAUUUCUUCUUCCUGGGUGUGAUGGCGUUAUCGCAUCUGUUGAGUCCGGUUAUAAGUUCUUUGAUACCGGCUGCGAUACCGAAGAUUCCAUAUCACUUAUCGUUUAUUCAAGGACCUACAGAAGGCGUCAAAGGAGACAAGGAGUCAUAUUUGAUUGACUACAAGUUUACUACUCAUGAUAUUGUUUGCUUCAUUAUCUCGUUGGUCAUCGGAGUUUGGUAUCUGAUGAAGAAACAUUGGAUUGCCAACAAUUUGCUUGGGCUGGCCUUUGCUGUGAAUGGAGUUGAAUUAUUACACUUAAACAAUAUCGCUACUGGUUGCAUUCUGCUUGGGGGCCUUUUCUUCUAUGACAUUUUUUGGGUAUUCGGUACAAACGUGAUGGUUACGGUAGCAAAAUCCUUCGAAGCGCCGAUAAAGCUAGUCUUUCCUCAGGAUUUAAUCACCAACGGAUUGAGCGCGUCGAACUUUGCUGUUCUAGGAUUGGGUGACAUCGUCAUUCCGGGGAUUUUUAUCGCACUGCUAUUGCGCUUCGAUAACAGCCUGAAGAGAAAGAGUAAUUUCUACUUCUACGCAACGUUUAUUGCCUACUUCUUCGGUUUACUCGCAACAAUCUUUGUAAUGCACGUGUUCAAACACGCUCAACCGGCGUUGUUGUACUUGGUGCCUGCCUGUUUAGGAACACCACUGCUGCUUGCUUUACUGAAAGGUGAUAUCAAGAAACUUUUCGCUUACGAAGAUCAUCCUGAUGAAAAGCCCAAAGAGAGUAAAAAAUCCGACAAAAAUGCCGUUGAUAAUGACUCGGCUAAAUCAAAGAAGGAAAACAAGAAAAAGGAAUCGAAAAAAGUAAAAUAAACAUUUUUGAAUGCUAGAGACUAGAAAGAGAGUGGUCGUUGGUCGAGUCGAGAGUUUGUGAGCGAACUAUCUACUUAAAGUAUCAUCGUUUGUGUAGGAAAACAGGACGAUUAGUUUAAUGCGCUUGUUCAUCAAUAAUCUUUUGAAGAUACCCGGGCAUUGAGUUGAAAAUAAAACGUCUGCUCUUCAUCGCUUUCAGUAUUCGUGUCAACAGCGGAAGCUAACAAAAAUCUACUCUCUUGUACAGAGCUCAAAAAAUCAAUCUGCUUAUCGUAUAUUAAACAAAAAAUGUUGUUAAAACUUAGUUUGCGUACCUAAACAUACAAUGUACUGCCAAGCAAUUAUGUUAGGCCGCUUUCCUGUAGUAGAUGAAACAAAUAGUUCGAGCGCAAUUAUUGUGUAAUAUAAUAAUAUGGCUGAUAAAUUUUAAAAGAUCUUUUAUUGUGAUUCCAAAAUGAAGAGUAGAAGCUUAGGGGACGUUAAGAGCUGUCGGAUUCAAAUAACAUAACGUUACAGGCAAAUCGUUUGAUCUAUAAUGUUUUUGCUUACAUUUUGCUAGAUUUGCGACUGAAAAAGCAUAUUAUAAUGCGAAUUAAUACAAAUUGCUAACCAGGCUCAAAAUGAUCAUUAGUUUAUGAGACAAAAAAUAAUCAUCAGGAAUAUUUUUCAUACCUGGUGAGUUAUAUAUUAUGGAAUGAAAUAGACGUAAUCACACGCAUAGUUUUGAACUACAUUUUAAAGCCAAUAGUUUUAAAUUAACAUGAAUUGAGUUUUGUUGAAAUAAAGGGAUAUAAUUAAAAAAUAAAAUUAAUGGAACACUUGCAG
Messenger RNA from Sabethes cyaneus, 2274 nucleotides. Its product is annotated as minor histocompatibility antigen H13. Bases 244 to 1449 code for a protein of 401 amino acids. Gene Ontology annotation, molecular function: aspartic endopeptidase activity, intramembrane cleaving. Gene Ontology annotation, biological process: membrane protein proteolysis. Gene Ontology annotation, cellular component: lumenal side of endoplasmic reticulum membrane; membrane; cytoplasmic side of endoplasmic reticulum membrane. The record is from RefSeq and is a predicted model, not a curated record. The transcript is spliced from 3 exons. Lineage: Eukaryota; Metazoa; Arthropoda; Insecta; Diptera; Culicidae.